AUCUGCUACUGUAGCAAAGAACGCUUCCACAAAACGCAAAAUAGCACAUUCUGCCAGGUGUACAAAAACAUAAUCUUUGUAAUAUUUCUUUAAGAUAUCUCACCAAGAUCUUUUCUUAAAUCUUUCAUAUCGUUUUCUUAGCUUCCUUAAAGUACAGCAGUUCUGUAUACAGAAAGCCGCUCCGAAAGAACAGUUUGGAACUAGUUCUGAACACACUGAACAGUAUGCGCAGGAAAAUGAUUCAUGGCUACUUCUGAACUAGUUCACUAGAAACUGCUUGUUGGAAGAUUUUAAGAUAAAUCUACCCAUAUUCUGAGAUGUUAGCAAUCCGCGUUUCUGAUAUUACAUCUAAAAGAAUUUGACAUUUUAGACUUGACAACGUUGUUCAACAGCUGUGGGGGCACAUCGGUUAUUGGUUUUUGUUUGGUAACUUGUGUUUAGGUUAUGUUUUUAGAAUCCCCACACGCAAAAUAUAUAUAAACCAUAUAACUAUUAACUUGUACCUGGAUUCUUUCUUACUAAACCCUGGGUAGACGUUCGUUUUUUUCUGCUUAAUUUCCUAUGAUAGAAACUCACAUAAUUUCCGUUAUUCUCGCAAGCACAUAUAAAUUGACCUAUAUUCCAAUUCAUCUCGAUUGACAAAUUAUUUAACUCUAUACAUUUUUGCACGUUUUGCCUUAUCAAUUCAUUUUAUCUUUAGUAAUACAUCUUAUCUGAGAACAAAAAUACUUGUAUAAUAAAUAGUGCAAAUGAAGAUUUUCACUAGAGUGACUUAAUUUUUACGAUAAUGAGCGAUACAAUUCUUGUUACCGGAUUUGGAGAAUUUGGAGUACAUAAAAGGAACGCUAGUUGGGAGGCUGUAAAAUUAUUACCGGACAGUAUUGAUGGUAUAUCCAUCGUCAAAAAAGAAAUUCCGGUUGUAUAUAAUGUCGUCGAUAGUGUAGUACCAGCUUUGUGGAAGGAGCUUAAGCCUUUGCUUGUCAUUCACGUGGGAGUCUCUUCCUACGCAUCAAAACUUACGAUAGAAAAAUGUGCAUACCGAACGGGGUACGUAAAGUGUGACGCACAGGGUAACACGCAUUGCUCAGGCCAGUCAAAAUGUAGCAAUGAGGAUUGCAUCUAUACAGCUAUAGAUACUGAAGCAAUAUGCGAACAUUUGAAUAACACUGGAAAUGUCAAGUUUUGCACGUCUUGCAAUGCUGGAAGGUACCUGUGUGAAUAUAUUUACUACAUGUCCUUGAGUAUCGAUAAGAGGAAAUGUCUAUUCGUACAUGUACCUCCAAUAAACGAACCGUAUUCAACAGAGGAAAUGGCCAAAGCCCUUGAAGAUCUCAUCAAAUGUUGUGUCAAAUGCCAAUAUCAGGAACUGGAAAACGUUUGCUCGACUUUGUAAAUUGCGAUAUGUGUAAUUAUAUUUUUCCAAAUAAAAGCAUAAGAAAGAUCCAUAUGAUGAUGAGGUUGAAGAUCUAUAUAUAAGUAUCAGAGGAGUUCAAAUAGGUAGUUCAAUCAAAAAAUUGAAAUUUGUAGUGAUGGACUAACUAAAAGGUCACGACAGGGUGUGGUGUAGAUUUUCCGAUUUUUUUUUAAGCCUAUAUUUUGAAAAGUUCACGAUAUAUUUUUCUAACCAUGAUGACUUGGCAUAUUUGUACCGUAGUUAGGGAACAGUCUGAAUAUAAAUUGAAUGGAAUGCACCCUAUGUUCCAUGUUUUUUGUGUUUCUUACACAGCUCCAAAUAAAAACAUGAACGAAAUUUGUUUUGACAUAGAAUCUGGGUAGUAAUGUAAUGCGUAACUCUUCAGUAAACAUACCUGUAUGUAGUGGCUCAACUUUAAAUAAAACUAAUUCAUACUCCUUAAAAAAAUA
Acanthoscelides obtectus is the source of this 1863-nucleotide messenger RNA. Lineage: Eukaryota; Metazoa; Arthropoda; Insecta; Coleoptera; Chrysomelidae. The record is from the annotation of a GenBank genome assembly.